Chrysemys picta bellii (western painted turtle) is the source of this 2566-nucleotide messenger RNA. RefSeq names its product FAM161 centrosomal protein B (gene FAM161B). The record is from RefSeq and is a predicted model, not a curated record. NCBI's taxonomy places the organism in Eukaryota, Metazoa, Chordata, Testudines, Emydidae. Gene Ontology annotation, biological process: cilium organization. Gene Ontology annotation, cellular component: cilium.
GACUCCUUCCUGGAAAGGGCCUCCCAAUCGACGGGCAGUAGGAAAGGCGAUCAUUGGCUAUUGAAGCAGCGAAGACAGAGAGGGCGGGCUUAGAGGCCUGGCCACAGCGCUAAUUGGACUAGCCUACUGGCAUCCACUGACCAAUGAACUGAUAGGGCCCGCCGGAGGGCGGGGCUAGGCACAGCCCGUGAGGACCAGAGAUGACAGUAUCGAGGCAACUGGGAGCUCUAAGUGGAGCCAAAAUGGGGCCCGGGGCGCGGACCCGACAGGUGUUUCCACCUCAACCUUCCUCAGAUUCUGAGCCAGAAACAGAGAGAGUUGGUGGUGGUGUCAUUCAGCCCAGGACAAAUGAGCUGUUGGAUUUUCUCCAGCCAGGCAAGGAAAUGGUAGCUGCCUCAAACUCAGCUGAGGGGUAUUAUGAUACACUGCAGGCACUCAAGAUGAAAAACAGACAGUAUCUAUUAGAACUGGGCUUGCUCUACCAGGUAAAAUUGGAGAAUGACCAGAAACCCUUCAAGGAGGAACUGGAAGACUUCUUCCAAGACAACGGGCGAUUGACUCUGCCGGGCAAGCCCUAUGAGGCUUCAAGAUCUAGUAUCAUAAGCCAGUCCAGUUCUUUAACUGAUCUAAACUUGGACAGUCCUUGGGAUCAGCAAAAUCCUCUCUCACUUCCUCAGUCCCACCUGAGGCCAAAGAGUGCUGCAUCUGCCUGGGUCUCUACUAUCACCAUCCCCCAGCCCUUCAAGAUGACUCUGCGUGAGGCUCAUAAAAAGCCCCAGUUGAUGAAAUCACGUGCAUCCCUUGAGCUGGAAAAACAAAGGGACAAAAGACAAAGUCAGGAGGAGGCAGAAUGCCAGAAGCAGUUCCGCGCACAGCCGGUGCCUGCCCAUGUCUACUUGCCACUCUACCAGGAAAUAAUGGAGCAGAAUGAGAUUCGCAGGGAGGUGGCAACACAGAAGAGAAAAGAGUUGCUCCUUUCCACUCAGCGACCCUUCAGCUUCCUGGAGAAGGAGGACAAGAAAAAGGAGGCCAUCAGACAGAAGAUCUUGGCAGCACUGGCUCCAGUUGAGAACUCCAAACCAAAAGGCAACAAGACAGUCCCUAAAUUCAUCUACAACCCAGUUCUUGGGGAUAAACUCAAAGAAGCUGAACUCUACAGGAAAAUUCGCAUUCAGAUGAGAGCCAAGGAUUUGUUGGAAAACUCCUCAGCUCCUAUUGAUCCUAGCAACAGACAAAGAGAGCCACAGUCCCGAAUCGCCACCAAAACCAAACAAGAAAAACUCAGCUUCCUGCAAGACGACUUCAGCUUUAAACCAAGAAUUAACCCAGCGGUGCCUGAUUUUGAAAGACUUUACUGGGCGUUUCAGAGAGAAGCAAUAAGGAUACGAGAAGUCAAAGAGCCAACUCGUAAUCAACCAUUUAAACUGAGAACCUCCAAUCUCCACUACAGGCAGAGACAGGCUAAUGAGCAGAAAAUGAAGCAGUCUUCCAAGGCUCCGGUGCAAAGAAGUCGUUCUCUGACUGGUCUCUCCUCUCUCUCUUCCAACACCCUUCCAGUGCACAUUACAGAUGCAACAAGAAAGAGGGAAUCUGCUAUUAGAUACUGCCAGGAAGACAAAAAGAGCAGGGAGAAUGAAGGAAUUCAUUGGAUGGAGAUACAGAGAAAGAAAUGUCAGGCUAUGCAUAAAUCUAUGAGCAGUCGAGCAAAAGCAAUGGAUCCCCAUAAAAGCUUGGAGGAGACGCACAAGGAGAAGCUGAAACAGAACUGGCAGAAUGACCGCAAAAGAACAAAGGAGUACAAAAAAGAACUGGAAGAAAUGCAGAUACGAGUCAAGAACCGACCAUACCUCUUCGAACAGGUCACAAAGCAUGAUGCCCGGCAAGAGGCAGAGCGACACUACCGAGACACCCUUUGUCAGGUGGGGCUGAAUGAGGAAUUUGUAAGGAACAAAGGGAGAGAUGCUACUGACCUACCAAAGGAGGAAGAGUCUGAAACUCACAGAGCUCAGGAGUCUCAGAGGGACACAGACAUUGGCACUGUACAGGAAGAAGAAUCUUAGGAAGAGCAGAGAACAAAGAAAAUGACAACAUAAGAACCCUGCACAAGACUCAGUGGACCUUCUUUCAAUUAUUUCCUUUAGUCCAAGAUUCUUGAGAGCAGCAGUUCCAAACUUUUUACCUGCAGACUUACUGCUUCCUGUGACCUGACAGCUUGGAGGAUGCCAUUUUGUAGAGCAGCAUGGUGUCUGCCACACAGCAUGAUCUCACACACACUGUACAUGCAAGGUCACGUUGUGUGGAGCAAAAUGGCAUCCUCCACACACACAGGAGCACUGUAAACGCAUCCACUGAUGGCACGACUGCAGUCCCAUCUGCCGAUGGCACAAUCCCACUUGGGGGCACAACCCAUAGUUUGGGAACCGCUGUUCUAGAGUUUCGACAGUAGAACCUCAGAGUUAUGAACACCUCAGGAAUGGAGGUUAUUUGUAACUCUGAAAUGUUCGUAACUGAACAAAACAUUAUGGUUGUUCUUUCAAAAGUUUACAACUGAACAUUGACUUAAUAC